Mus caroli (Ryukyu mouse) is the source of this 5568-nucleotide messenger RNA. NCBI's taxonomy places the organism in Eukaryota, Metazoa, Chordata, Mammalia, Rodentia, Muridae. The record is from RefSeq and is a predicted model, not a curated record.
GGUGCCCAGCCCCGCCUCCUUGGAGGUCCCAAGGGCCCGGAGGGCGCAGACCCGACUUGCGCACCUUGGCGUCCUGGAGGCCUGGCUGUCCCUGUGCUGGCGUUUUUUGCCGAGAAGCACAACAUCCUGUGAGUUCCAGCGUCCGCCUUUGCCGGCGCCUUCCCGCCGGGGUUCUCCCAAAGCGCCCCGAGACUCAACCUUCUUCCAUGAAAAAAGGGGUUCCUUAGGAAUAGAGGUUUGAUCCCCUUUUCAUCCACUUUGUGUUCCCAGGGAGGGUAACAAUGGGUCUUUUAAAGUCGGUGUGAACAGCCCUAAAGUUUCUGGAAAGGCUGCGUGGGGGACGCGGACCGCAGUGAAAGAUUGAUGGAAUGUGCAUUGUGGAGCCUUGGCGUCUACAAGAGCACGCUUGUGUAAAGUUUGGGGGGAGUGUGGAUCUUUGUCUCCUACUGUUCCCCUGAGUUGGUGUGACCCUGCUCCUUGUGGUAAGGCGCAGCUUCAGAAUCUGGGGACCAGUUUUUAGCACAGGACCUCACUCACCACAGUUCCUUGGCAGAGUUGGGAGGUCCUGGCAAAGAAUGGGGUUCUCACUGCCCUGAGGUGCUUCACGUAGUACUACUUACUGCCCUCUAGCAAUAAAACCAGGCCCCCUGUGGAGCAGAAACAUUCUCCUUAAAUCCUCCGCUGAAGGUUAGGAGAACAGACUUUUGACACAUCGCCUUUCUUCUGCAGUUGGGGUUAAAGGUAGAGUGCCUGUCUUUUAGGAACUUCCUGAACCACACAGUGUGUUGGACUGACUCCCUGGUGCUAGUGACUCGUGUGAUGCUACACAGUUGCACAUGUUGAAGGCCUGCAGAAGUCUUAAGGGCUCUUACCAGUAAAAAGAAAAUGUAGAGGAAGAAGAGGCAGGAGAAGAGUUUCAUCAAAGCUUAAGGGAAGUCUGCAUUCCCAUGGCAACCAGGCAUAUCUGUUGGAAAUGGCCACUAACGCCAAAUACAAACAAAUUAUAUAUACCCCUAAAGAUUAAGAAAAGUUGACCCAUUAGCACUGGUCUAGUCUCUAUAUCCUACUCUGGUGUGUCCCUUCUUGUCUUUCCCUUUGAGUUUGCAUUUCUGGGCAAAGCAAACUGUGCACCAGGCAUGCUGUUCAUUUAGUUAACAUGGGACAGCUCGUGAUAGUGUCUUCUGCCUUUAAAAUGACAAUCCUUAUUUAUGUGUAGGGUGGUGAGUUGGGGCUGGAAAUUUAUCUCAGACUUUAAGUUCACUCUAUCUCAUACUGUGUCUGAUUUUUGUCCUCACAGAACGGAAAGUUAAGGUUAGAACUCUGAGCCGUCACCUGUUCUCUGUCAGCCUGUGGAUGAGAGUAAGCUGAGGCGUGCGACAGGGUAUCAUGUAUGCCGCUGGUUCCAGGGGCCACUCCCCUGCUUUCCUGCAACCUCAAAACGGAAACGGCCACCGCUCACCUGGUUAUGUUCCCGGGAAGGUGGUUCCCUUACGUCCUGCUCCUCCUCCAAAGAACCACGCCUCAGCCAAACUGACCUCCAGGAGCCAAGACGCCCCAGCGACCUUUGCUUUCUCCCCCGAGGAGCAGCGGACUCCGAGCGAGAACCGAAAGCGGAAGAGACACAAGAACACCUUCAUCUGCUUCGCCAUAACCAGCUUCUCGUUCUUUGUGGCGCUUGCAGUCAUUUUGGGAAUAUCCUCAAAAUAUGCUCCAGAUGAGAAUUGUCCAGAUCAAAACCCUCGUCUCAGGAACUGGGAUCCAGGACAAGAUUCUGCGAAGCACAUUGUUAUCAAGGAGGGGGAUUUGUUCCGCCUGACCUCAGAUGCAACAGUGGACUCUAUAGUCAUUCAGGAUGGAGGACUGCUUGUGUUUGGGGAUGAUAAUGAUGGAUCCAAGAAUAUAACUUUGAGGACUCGAUACAUCCUGAUCCAGGAUGGUGGGGCGCUUCAUAUUGGAGCAGAAAAAUGCCGCUAUAGAUCCAAAGCGACAAUUACCUUGUAUGGCAAGUCAGAUGAACGUGAAAGUAUGCCAAUAUUUGGCAAGAAGUUUAUUGGUGUGGAGGCUGGCGGGACACUGGAGUUACACGGGGCACAGAGGACAUCAUGGACGAUGCUGGCGAGGACUCUGCAUUCCUCAGGCUUGCCCUUUGGGUCUUAUGCCUUCGAGAAAGACUUUUCCCGGGGCCUUAAUGUGAGGGUCAUUGAUCAAGACACAGCCAGAGUUUUAGAAAAUGAGAAGUUCGAUACCCACGAGUACCACAAUGAGAGCAGGAGGCUGCAGGAGUUUUUGAGAGCUCAGGAGCCCGGCCGGAUUGUGGCUAUAGCUGUUGGAGACUCAGCAGUCAAGAGCCUGUUACAGGGAACAAUCCAGAUGAUCCAGGAUCGGUUGGGGAGUAAACUGAUCCAAGGUCUGGGCUACAGGCAAGCUUGGGCCUUAGUUGGUGUCAUCGAUGGUGGGAGUUCUUCCUGCAACGAGUCUGUGAGAAACUAUGAAAACCAUAGCACUGGCGGGAAGGCCCUGGCUCAAGGAGAAUUCUACACCCUGGAUGGUCAGAAGUUCUCUGUGACAGCCUACAGUGAAUGGAGUCAAGGAAUCUCCCUCUCAGGUUUCCGGGUGGACAUUGCGGAUGGAGUGAAGCUUCACCUGUUGGACGACGUCAGCAGUUGGGAAGCUGGAGACCGAAUUGUGGUGGCCAGCACUGACUAUUCCAUGUACCAAGCCGAGGAGCUGACUCUUCUCCCCUGCCCCGAGUGCAGCCGUUUUCAGGUCAAAGUCAAAGAGAUCCCUCAGUACCUGCACGUCGGUGAGAUCAUAGACGGGAUAGACAUGAGAGCGGAGGUUGGACUUCUCACCCGCAACAUUGUGAUCCAAGGAGAAAUGGAGGACUCAUGCUAUGCAGAAAAUCACUGCCAGUUCUUCGAUUAUGAUACUUUUGGGGGACACAUCAUGAUAGAGAAGAAUUUUACUUCAGUCCAUCUUUCUUAUGUGGAAUUGAAACAUAUGGGCCAGCAGCAUAUGGGACGGUAUCCUGUGCAUUUUCACCUGUGUGGAGAUGUGGAUUCUAAAGGAGGGUACAGCCAGCCAACGUCUGUAGAUGGCCUGUCUGUUCAUCACAGCUUUUCAAGGUGCAUCACUGUGCACGGGACCAGUGGCUUGCUAAUCAAAGACACCAUUGGCUUCGACACACUAGGUCAUUGCUUCUUUUUGGAAGAUGGUGUUGAACAGCGAAAUAUUUUGUAUCAUAACCUGGGGCUUCUUACCAAGCCGGGCACUCUCCUCCCAACGGACAGGAACAGCUCCAUGUGCACUGUCAUGCGUGAUGGAGUGUUUGGAAACUACGUCCCUGUGCCUACCACAGAUUGCAUGGCUGUUUCAACUUUCUGGAUUGCCCACCCCAACAACCACCUGAUCAAUAACGCAGCUGCAGGCUCACAGGAUGCUGGAAUAUGGUAUUUAUUCCACAAGGAACCAACUGGGGAGUCCAGUGGGCUGCCGCUCCUGGAGAAGCCAGAACUCACUCCGCUGGGGAUAUUUUAUAACAACAGGGUUCAUUCAAAUUUUAAGGCUGGUUUAUUUGUGGACAAAGGUGUCAAAACGACCAACGCCAGUGCAUCUGACCCAAGGGAGUACCUCUGCCUGGAUAACAGUGCAAGGUUUCGGCCCCAUCAGGAUGCAGACCCUGAGAAGCCACGCGUUGCUGCCAUCAUUGACAGGCUCAUUGCUUUUAAAAACAAUGACAAUGGAGCCUGGGUCCGAGGAGGAGAUAUUAUUGUUCAGAAUUCAGCAUUUGCAGAUAAUGGAAAGGGGCUGACCUUUGCCAGUGAUGGGAGCUUCCCAAGUGAUGAAGGGUCUAGUCAGGAGGUGACAGAGUCCCUCUUUGUCGGGGAGAGUAGGAAUUACGGCUUUCAAGGUGGCCAAAACAAGUACAUGGGCACAGGGGGAAUCGAUCAGAAGCCUCGGACGCUACCCAGGAACAGGACAUUCCCAAUCCGAGGCUUUCAGAUUUACGAUGGGCCUAUUCAUCUCACAAAGAGCACUUUCAAAAAGUAUGUGCCAACCCCAGACAGGUACAGCAGUGCAAUUGGCUUCCUCAUGAAGAAUUCCUGGCAGACAACACCCAGGAAUAACGUUUCCCUUGUGAAGUUUGGUCCACAGGUCUCUCUGAACGUCUUCUUUGGAAAGCCUGGCCCCUGGUUUGAGGAUUGUGAGCUGGACGGCGAUAAGAACUCCAUCUUCCACGACAUUGAUGGCUCUGUGACAGGAUACAAGGACGCCUAUGUGGGAAGGAUGGACAACUACCUGAUCCGCCAUCCAAACUGUGUCAAUGUUACUAAGUGGAAUGCAGUGAUCUGUAGCGGGACCUACGCCCAGGUGUAUGUUCAGACCUGGAACACUCCGAAUCUUAGCAUGAUCAUCACACGGGAUGAAUACCCAUCCCACCCAAUGGUGCUUCGGGGCAUCAACCAGAGGGCCAUCUCUCCACAGUACCAGCCUGUCGUCAUGCUGGAGAAGGGCUACACCAUCCACUGGAGUGGUCCAGCGCCACGUACCACUUUCUUGUACCUCGUGAACUUUAACAAGGAUGACUGGAUCCGGGUUGGCCUCUGUUACCCUGCCAACACAAGCUUUCAGGUUACCGUUGGCUUUCUGCAGCGGCAGAACGGCUCAUUAUCUAGAAUCGAGGAGUAUGAGCCUGCGCCGUCGAUGGAGGAGCUGCAGAAGAAGCCGUCUGAGAGAAAAUUCUAUUUUGACUCUGGCACAGGGUUAUUGUUUCUGUAUCUCAGAGCCCACAGCCACAGAGAUGGCCACAGUUACUGUUCAUCUCAGGGAUGUGAAAGAGUCAAGAUUCAGGCAGCAACAGACUCCAAAGAUAUCAGUAACUGCAUGGCCAAAGCGUACCCGCAGUAUUACAAGAAGCCCUCAGCGGUCAAGCGCAUGCCGGCCAUGCUCACGGGGCUCUGUCAAGGCUGUGGCACCCACCAGAUGGUGUUUACCAGUGACCCUCACAAAAGCUACCUCCCUGUACGAUUCCAGUCACCUGGGAAAGCAGAAAUUCAGCGCGGAGACCCAUCCAUUAUUUCCGUCAAUGGUACUGACUUUACCUUCCGGAGUGCGGGUGCCCUCCUCCUCAUUGUGGAUGCCUGCAGUGUGCCCUUCCGGGUGAAGGAAAAGCGGAUGUUCCUUUCUGCAGACAUCAGUCACAUGGAAGAAUAUUUCAAGGCUAGCAUCCCCCCAAGGUCAAUCAUUCUGUUGAGCACAAGAGGAGAAAUUAAGCAGCUGAAUAUCUCGGAUUCAUUAGCACUUCUGGGAUUGGCCAAGCCAGCACAUCUGUACAGCAAAGGUAGUAUCGUAUUUUUGGGAUUCAGCGGAAACUUCGCACCAUCAUGGACGAAGCUGUUCACCAGUCCCGAUGAGCAGGGCCUCGGAGUGCUUGAGCAGUAUCUCCCGUUGCAGAUGGAGGAAUAUGGGUGCUCCCGGACUGGCAGUGUCCACAGAAGAGACCUUGACCUGCUACAGCAGGCUUUGAAAGUGCUUUAGAGACUUGACUGUAAUUUAAGUGCUGGGAAA